AUGAAGGUUGACGGCCGGUUGCGUCACGCCGAGCUCCCUGCUCGAACCCGUCAUCCCAUCAUCAUCUCUUCCAAUCAUCACCUUACAAGGCUCAUUGUUGAGGAUUGUCAUGUCAAGUUGCAUCAUGCCGGAAUCGAGCAAACGCUCAGUGUCGUCCGACAGGACUUCUAUCUUCCCCAGGGACGCAGCACCAUCCGCCGAGCGUUGCGCCAGUGCAUUAAGUGUAGGAUACAGCACGCAAUGCCACAGCCCCCACGCAUGGCCAACCUGCCUAAGGAGCGCCUGCAGGGCUUUGUACGUGUCUUCACCAACGUUGGUCUGGACUGUUUCGGGCCAUUUCACGUCGUCAUCGGAAGGAAAACUGUGAAAAGGUACGGGCUACUCGUCACAUGCCUCGCAUCCCGUGCCGUGCACUUAAAAGUGCUUGAUUCAAUGGACGCGGACUCUUUCAUCAUGGCCCUCCGCCGAUUCAUCUCCUAUCGAGGCUGCCCUAAAGUUAUCUACUCUGAUAACGGCACCAAUAUCGUCGCCGGUCAAAAGGAGCUCGAGCAGGGUAUCGCUAAUCUGAACUCGACCCGAGUCGUAGGAGAGAUGGUGGAUGCAGGAAUCGACUGGCGGAAGUCAGCACCGUCAUGCGCGCACGAAGGAGGCGUCUGGGAGCGUCUCAUUGGAUCCAGUAAGGUGGCAAUGCGGGCCAUCUUGGAGUCUCGCUCCGUCAACGAUGAAGUGCUGCGCACUGUCUUCGCUGAAGUCACCUCCCUUCUUAACAGCCGUCCGCUGACUCAUGUCCACACAGAUCCGUCAGAGCCGGAGCCGCUCACGCCAAAUCACUUCCUGAUCGGUGGACCGCAUCCGCAUCGGGUGCCAGACGACGAACCGGCCUUCGACGGAGUUACCAGGCGCCGAUGGAAGCAGGCGCAGUUUAUCGUAAACCAAUUCUGGCGGCGCUGGAUGCGCGAAUAUCUGCCCAGCUUGAUCGAGCGUAAGAAAUGGGAAAAGUCCGUUCGCCCGUUGCGUGUUGGUGAUAAAGUCCUUAUAAUGGACGAAAACCUUAAGCGAGGAGAGUGGCUCACCGGCAGCAUCACCGCCGUUCAUCCUGGCGACGACGGUGUCAUCCGGAAGGCGACGGUUCAAACUACCCGCUCCACGCUUCUCCGCCCUGCUGUUAAACUUUGUUUUAUUUCAGGUGACAGGAGCGGAUAACGAUGUUGGUGGCCGGCCCCACUGUGAUGCACCAGCAUCUGGGAAUCAGGAGACCUGGCAACGU
This is a messenger RNA of Daphnia magna, 1267 nucleotides long. RefSeq lists its product as uncharacterized. Bases 1 to 1203 code for a protein of 400 amino acids. The transcript has a single exon. Gene Ontology annotation, molecular function: nucleic acid binding. Gene Ontology annotation, biological process: DNA integration. The record is from RefSeq and is a predicted model, not a curated record. NCBI's taxonomy places the organism in Eukaryota, Metazoa, Arthropoda, Branchiopoda, Diplostraca, Daphniidae.